Messenger RNA from Psylliodes chrysocephalus, 441 nucleotides. NCBI's taxonomy places the organism in Eukaryota, Metazoa, Arthropoda, Insecta, Coleoptera, Chrysomelidae. The record is from the annotation of a GenBank genome assembly.
AUGGGUACCCCGAAUCAAGAUGUACAACUGUCAAAAGGUAUUUUGGAAAUGAAAUUCAUGAAAAAAACUAAAGAAAAGGUUGAAAAAGAACUGGACGACAAAGAGGGGCAAACCAUGUAUUCUAACGAAAUCACGGAAGAAAUGAGACGUACUGGAAACCUAGUUUUCAUAACAACGAGUAUAGUUAAUUGUAAAAAUUUGAUAGAUGGUAGAUUGUCGUUUGGAGGCAUGAAUCAAGACAUAGAAAAACUUAUGGCUAAUGACUAUGCAAAGAUACUAGAACAAGAAGAGAAAAGGAAAGAAAAGGAUGUAACAGAUGUUGAAAUGGCUAAAGGAUACUCUACAUUAGUAGACAACAUGUCAAAAAAGUUUAAGAACAAAAAAUCAAAAAAUAAGAACAAAUUUUUGAAACCAUCUACGAAUGAAGUUCUAAUGGAAUAA